AUGUUCCGCUAUUUCGCUGUCAUCAAUCAGAAGAGCGUUUUUUCGAUCUUGAAAAAUGUCUCGGGAGGUUUUGCAUCGGCUCCGAAGGGCCAAGUUAUUGGUAUUGACCUUGGAACCACCAACUCGUGUGUUGCCGUAAUGGAAGGCAAAACACCAAAAAUCCUGGAGAACGCUGAGGGUGCCCGUACCACUCCCUCUGUUGUGGCGUUUACAACUGAGGGUGAGAGAUUGGUUGGAGCCCCCGCGAAACGUCAGGCUGUCACCAACUCCAAAAACACAUUGUACGCCACCAAACGCCUGAUUGGUCGUCGUUACGAUGAUCCGGAGGUUCAAAAGGAAAAGAAAAACGCUUCUUUCUCUAUCAUCAAGGCGUCUAACGGUGAUGCUUGGGUCGAGGCUCAGGGGAAAGCUUAUUCGCCAAGCCAAGUCGGUGCAUUCGUGUUGAUGAAGAUGAAGGAGACUGCUGAAAACUAUCUGGGUUCGAAGGUCAGCAACGCGGUUAUCACCGUUCCUGCCUAUUUCAAUGAUUCCCAGCGGCAGGCUACCAAAGAUGCUGGUCAGAUAGCCGGCCUGAAUGUUCUUCGUGUCAUCAAUGAACCUACUGCCGCGGCUCUCGCUUACGGUCUGGAUCGUGUUGAGGAUAAGACAAUUGCCGUGUACGAUUUGGGUGGCGGUACAUUCGAUAUUUCCCUCUUGGAAAUCCAGAAAGGUGUCUUCGAAGUGAAAUCAACAAAUGGUGAUACUUUCCUUGGGGGUGAGGAUUUUGAUCAGGUCCUCCUCAACUACCUCGUUGGUGAGUUUAAGAAGGAACAAAGAAUCGAUAUCACCAAGGACCCAAUGGCUCUGCAACGUGUUAGGGAGGCAGCUGAGAAAGCCAAAGUCGAGUUGUCAUCUUCCCUUCAAACUGAUAUCAAUCUGCCCUACCUCACUAUGGAUCAGAGCGGUCCUAAGCACAUGAACCUUAAGCUCUCGCGUUCCAAACUCGAGUCUCUAGUCGAUUCUCUUAUCAAGAGGACAAUUGGCCCUUGUGAAAAAGCAAUGAAGGAUGCUGGCGUCAAGGCCUCUGAUGUUGGUGACGUAAUCCUUGUUGGAGGUAUGUCUCGUAUGCCCAAAGUGCAGGAAACCGUUAGCAAAAUCUUCGGCAGGACUCCGAGCAAGAAUGUGAAUCCUGAUGAGGCGGUCGCCUUGGGUGCCGCUAUUCAAGGUGGUGUAUUGGCUGGCGAUGUCACUGAUGUGCUGCUCCUUGACGUCACUCCUCUAUCGCUUGGUAUUGAAACGUUGGGUGGUGUCUUCACCAAGCUCAUCAACCGCAACACGACUAUUCCAACAAAGAAAUCGCAGGUCUUCUCAACCGCCGCCGAUGGUCAGACCCAGGUGGAAAUCAAGGUCUUCCAGGGUGAGCGUGAAAUGGCUCCUGAUAACAAGUUGUUGGGACGUUUCUCCCUCGUUGGUAUUCCACCGGCACCUCGUGGCAUACCGCAGAUCGAAGUUACCUUCGAUAUCGACGCAAACGGAAUUGUUAACGUGUCGGCGAGAGACAAGGGUACCGGCAAGGAACAGCAGAUUGUGAUCCAAUCUAGUGGCGGUUUAAGCAAGGAUGAGAUUGAGAACAUGGUCCGCAACGCGGAGCAGUAUGCCGCCGCGGACAAGGAGCGUCGUGAUUUGGUCGAAGCUAUUAACCACGCUGAGGGUAUCGCUCAUGACACUGAGAGCAAGAUGGAGGAGUAUAAGGCGCACUUGCCUCAAGAAGAGCGUGACAAACUGGCCAAGUUGAUUGCUGAUCUCCGUGAAACCCUCAAUAAUAAGGAGAACCUGACAGUUGAUGCACUAAAGAAGGCCACGGACGAAUUGCAACAGUCAUCUUUAAAACUCUUCGAGAUAGCUUACAAAAAAAUGGCCGACAGUCGCUCCUCAAGUAGUAGCGACAAUAAGGAGAAAGAUCAGCAGGCUCGGGGGUCGGGCGCGUGGUUGCGAGUUUGGGACGUGGUGUUGAGGUGUCGAGCUGCACGUGGCGGCUUGGUGGUGCGUCAUCGUGUUGGCUCAGACGGGCUGGGUUCGGCGGCCCUCAGGUCGCGUGGUCAGAUUGAGUUCACGCGCAGUGCUGGCCUGUUCGUGUGGGGAUUUACUGACUUGGACCCAUUCACUGGCAAUUCAAUCGUAUAG
This is a messenger RNA of Echinococcus granulosus, 2163 nucleotides long. RefSeq names its product Stress-70 protein. Gene Ontology annotation, molecular function: heat shock protein binding; ATP-dependent protein folding chaperone; ATP hydrolysis activity. Bases 1 to 2163 code for a protein of 720 amino acids. The transcript is spliced from 7 exons. Gene Ontology annotation, cellular component: cytoplasm; mitochondrion. The record is from RefSeq and is a predicted model, not a curated record. NCBI's taxonomy places the organism in Eukaryota, Metazoa, Platyhelminthes, Cestoda, Cyclophyllidea, Taeniidae. Gene Ontology annotation, biological process: protein refolding; cellular response to unfolded protein.